Molecule: messenger RNA, 738 nt
Organism: Trichosporon asahii var. asahii CBS 2479
Lineage: Eukaryota; Fungi; Basidiomycota; Tremellomycetes; Trichosporonales; Trichosporonaceae
Exons: 3
Coding region: 1-738 (245 amino acids)
Source: RefSeq, a predicted model, not a curated record
AUGCCGGACGCUCAAUCUAUCGUCGACGACGACCAUUGGAAAACGGGCGACGUACGGAUUACCACAGCCAUUCAUCGACUGACCAACAGCCCAGUGUUUGCAGACAUGCUGUCUCUGCCCGGAAUGCAGAGCAAGAGCUUCGAAUUUGCGGACCCUACCAUUGAAGACGCUGCUACUGUCCGCAGCUUCCUCCACCUGAUGCGUGACCUUAAGCUCGACAUGACCAUCUGUGAGGUUCCCAGCAACCGCGGCACAGCCAACGCCCGCCCUUGGAAGCAUCGUCUUCCUCGCCUCGUGUCCUUCCUUGACAAAUAUGACUCUAAGUUCUGUCUCAAAGCCCUCAAGCACUGGAGCACAUACGCCGAACUCGUCGAAGACUGGAAUCCGGAGACGACCUUUGUGUUUGGUGCCCUGACUGACAACAUCCAUCUCUGUGCGAAAGCGCUCGUCCACCCGAGGAGCAACUGCAACUGGCAGGAUUACCCUCGCGAUCCUCUCAACUGCCGAGCUUUCCACCUCUUCCACAUGCACGGCCCUCCAUACGAGUUUGUCUGCUCUAUUCCUCCACAGUUCUAUUUUGCUCUUUGCAGAGCGAGCGCAGACUUCGUGCCGGGCACCGUUGAAUUCCAGAAGAAGUUUGUCGAGGUCGUCUCGGCGGCGAUGGCGUCCACUGACCCUCACCAUCAAGUCGCCUCGGCAGCCUUUGCCACCCAUCUCCACCAUGACCAUGCUGUUUAG